AUGGCCACCAUGGAUAAAAUAUUCGCCGGCUACUCCGCCCGCAAAGCCGCCCUCGAGGCCAUUACCAGCAACCCUUUCACUCAAGGCAUCGCCUGGAUCGAAGGCAAUCUCAUUCCGCUACAUGAAGCUCACAUUCCCUUGCUCGACGAAGGCUUCCUCCACGGCGACCUGACCUACGACGUCCCCGCCGUCUGGGACGGGCGCUUCUUCCGCCUGGACGACCAUCUUUCGCGGUUAGAGCUCAGCUGUGCGAAACUACGCAUGAGGCUGCCUAUUCCACGAGACAAGAUCAAGCGCAUUCUUAUCGAUAUGGUGAUCCGCAGCGACCUUCGCGACGCAUACGUCGAGCUUAUUGUCACGCGCGGUCUGCAAGGCAUCAGGGGUAGCAAAGACCCCCUCAGCCUCACAAAUAAUCUGUAUCUAUUCAUCAAGCCGUAUGUCUGGGUGAUGGAGCCCGAGGUGCAGCGCACGGGCGGGCAUGCGGUUGUCGCACGCACAGUACGACGUGUCCCACCCGGAGCAAUUGAUCCGACAGUCAAGAAUCUGCAAUGGGGGGAUUUGGUUCGUGGGGCGCUGGAGGCGGCGGAUCGAGGGGCGACGUAUCCGUUCUUGACGGACGGGGAUGCGCAUCUUACUGAGGGAUCAGGGUAUAAUAUCGUUCUGGUUAAGGAUGGGGUGAUCUAUACUCCUGAUCGAGGGGUGUUGCAUGGGGUCACGCGGAAGAGUGUUAUGGAGAUAGCGCGAGGAAUGGGAGUUACGGUUCGCUUGGAGCCUACGCCAGUCGAUCUGGCUUAUCAGGCUGAUGAGAUCUUCAUGGUCGGUGAUGGGAAGGUUGGGCCGCUGACAAGAAUGAUAUGGGAUAAGUAUUGGGACAUGCAUUAUGACCCAGCUUAUAGCUUCGCUAUUCAGUACAAAGGUUCCUCGGACAACCGUGCGAAGCUCUGA
Aspergillus brunneoviolaceus CBS 621.78 is the source of this 945-nucleotide messenger RNA. Its product is annotated as aminotransferase class IV. The record is from RefSeq and is a predicted model, not a curated record. Lineage: Eukaryota; Fungi; Ascomycota; Eurotiomycetes; Eurotiales; Aspergillaceae. Gene Ontology annotation, biological process: carboxylic acid metabolic process. Bases 1 to 945 code for a protein of 314 amino acids. The transcript has 2 exons. Gene Ontology annotation, molecular function: catalytic activity.